AUGCGCAUCAUUCCAGUUCCUGUGCGUGACGACAAUUAUGCGUACAUCAUGAUGUCGACGCCCACAAAGUCUGGCGUGCGUCCCGAGGCCGUCUUUGUAGACCCAUACGACGUCCCGAAAGUGCGUGCAGCGGCACACGAGCUGGGCCUAAAAGACAGCGACAUUGUUGGGCUUCUCACUACGCACAAGCACUUUGAUCAUGCCGGAGGCAACAAGAAUUUCAUGCAACAGUACCCCAACCUGCCCAGCUAUGGUAGCUCCAGCGACAUCCCAACUGUAUCCCACGUCUUGCACGACGGCGAAAGCACGACAUUGUUUGAGAACUCGGCGGCGAUCCGCCUGAGCGCAUACGCAACUCCAUGCCACACCCGCGACAGCACUUGUUUUCUAGCCGAGGAUAUGCGUAGCGAAGAAGAACUUGCACGCACGCCUGCUGGCGUACAGCAAGGUUCCAAGGGCGACAAGAAACGUGGCGUUUUUACGGGCGACACGCUCUUUAUUUCUGGAUGCGGCCGUUUUUUUGAAGGCACGCCGGCAGAGAUGAACAGGGCGCUCAAUGUCGUGCUUGCAGGGCUCCCCCAGGAUGCACUGGUCUACUGCGGACAUGAUCUUGCCUCUAAACGCAACAAUGGGGUCACGACCGGCCUGUAUACAUUGGCCGAAGAGCGCGAGCACAACCCAUUUAUGCUCGUGAAUGACCCCCACGUGCAGCGUAUUACUGGAUCUCAGGACCCUGUAGAAGUUUUGCGAAUCUUGCGCGAAGCCAAGAAUCAAGGGUUCUUGCCCUCGAGCAUCUAG
Molecule: messenger RNA, 798 nt
Organism: Malassezia vespertilionis
Lineage: Eukaryota; Fungi; Basidiomycota; Malasseziomycetes; Malasseziales; Malasseziaceae
Gene: GLO2
Product: hydroxyacylglutathione hydrolase
Exons: 3
Coding region: 1-798 (265 amino acids)
Molecular function (GO): hydroxyacylglutathione hydrolase activity
Source: RefSeq, a predicted model, not a curated record